CAGGUAGGAGCCGGUCCGCCCAGAGAGGCUCCACCCUCGCCCGGUGUUUGGGCACCAGGCAGACACCGCCAGCCCCGCCCCGGGAGGUGGGGGCAGGAGGCUCAGGACCCAGGGACCCAGACCUGUCGCCCGCUCUCUCGGCCAGCCGCCGCCGCCCGCGCCCAUGGGGAACAGCCACUGCGUGCCCCAGGCUUCCAGGAGGCUGCGGGCCUCCUUCUCCAGGAAGACCUCGCUGAAGGGCAGCAGAGAGGAUGGCACCAGGAAGCUGGCCAGCCUGUUUGGCUCCGAGGCCGGCCCCGACGACGGGGACACCACGGACAAGAUCUUCUGCUACAUCCCGGGCGCGGACCUCCCGGGCCUGGAGAGCCAGCGAGAACCUCUGGACCAGCCGUUCCUGAGCGUCUUCAAGAAGGGGCGGCGCAGGGUGCCUGUGCGGAACCUGGGCAAAGUGGUGCACUACGCCAAGGUCCAGCUGAGAUUCCAGCACAGCCAGGAUGUCAGCGACUGCUACCUGGAGCUGUUUCCUUCCCACCUCUACUUCCAGGCCCACGGUUCUGAGGGACUCACUUUCCAGGGGCUGUUACCGCUGGUGGAGCUGAGCAUCUGCCCCAUGGAGGGCUCCAGGGAGCCUGCCUUCCAGAUCACAGGCCCUCUGCCUGCCCCCCUUCUGGUGGUCUGCCCCAGCCAGGCAGAGCUGGGACGCUGGCUCUACCACCUGGAAAAGCAGAUGGCCCUCCUGAGAGGGUUGCAACGCUGCCACUCAGCACCCCCGCAGGGCCCCCCGGAGGACGAGCUCCCCUGGAGUCUGCAGCACAGGCUGGCCCAGCUGCGGACCACAUGGGGGCGCCAAGUGGUGGGCAGCGCCAUCUGCGCCUCGAGGGUCAAGCUGCAGCAUCUGCCAUCACAGGAGCGAUGGGACCGGAUCCUGGUCCUGUACCCGACCUCCCUGGCCAUUUUCUCGGAGGAAGCGGACGGGCUUUGCUUUAAGGGGGAGCUUCCACUCAGCGCCAUCCACAUCAACCUGGAGGAGAAGGAGAAGCAGAUCCGCUCCUUCCUGAUCGAAGGCCCCCUCAUCAAUACCAUCCGGGUGCUGUGCGCCAGCUACGAGGACUACAGCCACUGGCUGCUCUGCCUGCAGACCGUCUCCCGCCGGGAGGGAGCGCCCCUGCUGCCUGGCCCCGAGGGCUUCCCGGGGCUGCGGGGGCCCCUCCAGGUCCUGGGCAGUGGCCGCGGCUCACUUUCCUCAGAUGGACAGACCAGCUGGGACUCGGGGUACCCAGCACCCCACUCUAACCGCACCAGCCGUUCCCUCCCCGAGUGCUCAGUUCCGUCCGCAGCUGGCUGCCCUGCCCAGCCUGCAUCUGACAAGGCCAACCCUGGCUGGACCAGCGUCAGUGGGCAGAAGGCAGAGCUAAGACGGGGCGGCAGCAGUCGGUCACCCAGGAGCAAGGCCCGGGGCGAGGGGCCUGGCCCGGCCACCCCGCUGCACCUGGAUCUGACCAAGCUGACCCGGCCGAGCCUGGAGGGUGGCCCGGAGGUCGAAGACCACUCCCUAGAGACACCUCACUCGCCCCUGUACGCUGACCCCUACACACCGCCUGCCACCUCCCAUCACAAAGUCAGAGACGUGCGGGACCUGGGGGAGUUCCUUGCUGCGAUGAAGAGCUCGCUUGGACCCGAGCCCUCGAGCCCGUUCCCCGCCGUGCCCGUGUCCGUGCCCCGCUCCGACCCCAGCUCUGGAGUCGCCAGCCCCCACUUGCUCUCCAGGAGGGGAGCCCUGCAGCCCCGAGCCUCUCAGCGGCACCGGGGCUCCGUCAAGGGCCGUGGGCCCCAGCCCCCCGACUCUCCUCGGCUCGUCUCCCCUCCCAGGGAAGUUUCGCCCGACCCCCCGCUGCCUCCCCCAGACGGCGGACCCCCCAGGAGCUAUGACAACAUCUGGGACCAGGCUCCGUCUCCCUCCCGCCGACGGUGGCCCCGAGAAGCGCCUGAGGCUGAGGCGGGGCUCACCCAGUGGAUCUGAGCGGCUUCUCAGUCCCACCUGCCAGUGUCGACUCUGGGGGGGUCUCCAGCAAGGCCUGGGUCUUUCUUUGUGGGGCCAUCGGACAACCACCCCCACCCAAUACCCAGUCAGGGUCUGACCCCGGGGGGUGGAGGGGGUCUCCAGAACCCUGAGUUUUCUAGGAUCUGGAGGGACCAGGAAGACAGCUUCCCCCCAGGAUGCCCUGACCAGCGCCCUGGACCACAGAUGAGGGCGCGAUGCCCAGAGCGGCUGAGCCUCGGCCCCCAGGGAAAGUGUGAGGGAGGAGCUUGAGGGGGCUUCACCUGGGAGGGGGGAGCGGAGCAGGGUUGAAGGUGAAGGUCAGAGGGCUGAGGAAGUUACAGAGAGUCAGAGUAUGUGAGGCCAGAGGUCAUGAGGACCCGAGGUCAGCAAGGUCAGAGCUAGGAGGGUGGCCCAUGUGGGUGGGUGGCAUUGCUCGGGAGAAAUGGACAAAAGACUAAAGAAGGAAGAAGAGAAGAUUUUA
Molecule: messenger RNA, 2522 nt
Organism: Myotis daubentonii (Daubenton's bat)
Lineage: Eukaryota; Metazoa; Chordata; Mammalia; Chiroptera; Vespertilionidae
Gene: PLEKHN1
Product: pleckstrin homology domain containing N1
Biological process (GO): response to hypoxia; positive regulation of apoptotic process; 3'-UTR-mediated mRNA destabilization
Cellular component (GO): cytoskeleton; mitochondrial membrane
Molecular function (GO): phosphatidylserine binding; phosphatidic acid binding; cardiolipin binding
Source: RefSeq, a predicted model, not a curated record